Polypterus senegalus (gray bichir) is the source of this 1780-nucleotide messenger RNA. It is a transcript of the gene ears2, whose product is annotated as glutamyl-tRNA synthetase 2, mitochondrial. The transcript is spliced from 9 exons. Gene Ontology annotation, molecular function: tRNA binding; glutamate-tRNA ligase activity; zinc ion binding. The coding region runs from base 75 to 1751 and encodes 558 amino acids. NCBI's taxonomy places the organism in Eukaryota, Metazoa, Chordata, Cladistia, Polypteriformes, Polypteridae. Gene Ontology annotation, biological process: glutamyl-tRNA aminoacylation. The record is from RefSeq and is a predicted model, not a curated record.
UCCAAACACAGUGAAGGUGGGAAACGUACAAGUCCUUGAACUGUGUAUACAUCGAUUAUUAUGGUAACCUUACGAUGAACAGGUAUCGAUCGCCUAUUUGCAUUUCUAUUCGUCUGUAUCAUGACAACUCACAUUUUAAUCUGUGCAAGAUAAAUGAAUGCCCGAAAAGGAAAAGUUAUACUGCAUGUGGGCAACGCGUGGACGUACGCAAGCAAUCCGGAAUCUUAAGCCCCCUUCAAAAACUCGAGACCACUAAAAGGACUUAUUGCGACGACAGGAGUGAAGUAAGAGUCCGCUUUGCGCCCAGUCCUACAGGAUUCCUUCAUCUGGGAGGACUCCGCACUGCCCUUUACAAUUAUAUAUUUGCUCAGAAGCAUGGAGGAGCUUUCAUAUUAAGGCUGGAAGAUACAGACCAGAGUCGACUUGUGCCAGGUGCUGCAGAACGAAUUGAGGAUAUGCUGGAAUGGGCAGGUGUGCUACCUGAUGAAAGUCCCCGCAGAGGUGGACCCUUUGGCCCUUAUCUGCAGUCUCAGCGCCUGGAUCUGUAUGAAGAUGUUGCAAAGCAUUUAGUGGAGAAAGGGGCUGCUUAUUACUGUUUUUGCAGUCCACAGAGGCUAGAAUUGCUUAAGAAGGAAGCACUCCGAAACAGACAAACACCAAGGUAUGAUAACCGGUGCAGACAUCUUACACCUCAGCAAGUUGAGAGCAAGCUUGCACAGAAGCAGGCACCUGUAAUUCGAUUCCGCCUAGAAGAUGGAGUUGAACCCUUUGAGGACCUGGUUUAUGGGUGGACCAAACAUGAAGUUUCCAAAGUUGAAGGGGAUCCAGUGAUUCUCAAAACAGAUGGUUUCCCUACAUAUCAUUUGGCAAACGUUGUUGAUGACCACCACAUGAAGGUCAGUCACGUCCUGCGUGGCACUGAGUGGCUCAUUUCAACUUCUAAGCACUUGCUAAUGUAUAAAGCCUUAGGAUGGAAACCUCCCAUAUUUGGACAUCUUCCUCUACUCUUGAACAAAGAUGGCAGCAAGCUUUCAAAAAGACAGGGUGAUAUCUUUCUUGAGCACUUUGCUAAACAUGGUUACCUUCCUGAAGCUUUGCUGGAUAUUGUUACCAACUGUGGGUCUGGGUUUAUAGAAAAUCGAGCUGGAAGAACAUUGCGUGAACUUAUUUCAGAAUUUGAUGUGACCAGAAUAACAACACACUCAGCCCUCAUUGAUCUUGAAAAGCUGCCAGAGUUUAAUCGGGUCCAUCUGCUCCAGAAAAUCAACAGCUCAGAACAGCGAGAAGCUCUGGUGAAGCAUCUGAAAAUACAGAUUGAACAGACCUAUGAAGGUCAGCUUUCAGACCAGGAGGUUUUACAGCCUGAAUAUAUUGCUCGCAUCCUUUUGUUACGGAAGGGUCAUAUCACCAGCCUUCAAGAAUUGCUGUUGCCCCAAUACUCCUACCUCUGGAUCAGACCCUCUGUGUCAAGGGAUGAGUUACUAAAAGUUUCAGCUGAAGUAGAUACAAUCAUUCAGCUUGUUUUGAAACUGAUUGAUGUGGAUAGUGCAAAUUUAACAACUGAAACAAUUAAUACAGAACUGAAGGCUCUGCAGAAGAAGGUGAACAACACUAACUAUGGCACCAUGAUGAAAGUCAUUCGGCUUGUGUUAAGUGGACAACAGCAGGGUCCUAGUGUUGCUGAGAUGAUGAUAUCCUUAGGACCUAAGGAAGUCUGCAGUCGCUUACAGCGAGUAUCCUGCAGCAAAUGAGAAGACUGCACAGUAAUGAGAGGUUCCAU